UCAUUUCGCAGAGAAAAAAAACCGCAGAGCAAAUGACAAGCGCAGGAUAAAAAGGUUUGUUAAGGAUUUCUAUGAUUUUCUAGGGUUUAGAUUUCCAGUUACCAAUUCAGCAGGAAUUAUCCGUGAGCCGAGAGAAAUUUCUCGGACGGUCAGAGAAAGAACAAGAACAUGAGAAACGAAGACCCCGAUAAUGUACCAAUAGCUUCCUCGAGCACCAGACUGAGGACCACGCCAGACCCGUUCUUGGUCGUUUGCAGAUGCUUCAGCCUCAUAACUGCUGUCACCGCGAUUCUCUGCAUUGCUGUCAAUAUCCUCUCCGCUGUUCGUUCGUUCAAGAACGAAGCUGAUAUAUUCGACGGGAUAUUUCGGUGUUAUGCUGUGGCUAUUGCAUUUUUCGUGGUUCUUGCGGAAACAGAAUGGGGAUUUAUCAUCAGAUUUUGGAAGGUAUUGGAGUACUGGGCUGGUAGGGGUAUGCUUCAGAUCUUUGUUGCUGUGAUGACAAGAGCUUUCCCUGAUUAUACUGCCAAGCAAAAGGAUCUCGUCCUUCUUCAAAAUAUAGCAAGCUAUAUGCUCCUUGCUUGUGGUGUAGUCUAUACUAUUUCGGGACUUCUAUGCAUUGGCUUUCUUAAACGUGCUAGGCAGCUGAAAGAAAUUUCGAGAGAGGAAGCAGUCAGGGAUCUAGAGGAAUUGGAGCGACGCAGAGCGGAACUUGAACAACUUCUGGUGCCAGAAAGAGCUUGAAAUGAUCCAUCUGAUCAGCAGGAAAAUCUUUGUUUACCAUACCACAGGAAAGUGGCUGCAAGUUGUUCGUCGGGUGUGUCAAAACUGUGUUUGGCCAAUUGUUUAGCUCUCACACCGAGUUUCUUAGAAACAUAAUACCUGAGGAGCAUGUCCAGGAUUGGGAAGAUGUAUAGCUUUGUGUGAAGACAUUUUUAUAAUUCUUUUAUAUUCUCUAUAUCAGGCAAUUGUUGAUUUUAAGUAAAAGAGGUCUCAGUUUCCCUGGCCCCUAAACAAAUCCUCCUUGUGUUUAAUUUUGAUUUUGAUAUUAACUUGUAUACCUUGGAAACUACUUAAUCAUAAGCA
Molecule: messenger RNA, 1083 nt
Organism: Carica papaya (papaya)
Lineage: Eukaryota; Viridiplantae; Streptophyta; Magnoliopsida; Brassicales; Caricaceae
Product: vacuole protein
Source: RefSeq, a predicted model, not a curated record